Messenger RNA from Nerophis ophidion (straightnose pipefish), 1179 nucleotides. RefSeq lists its product as uncharacterized. The record is from RefSeq and is a predicted model, not a curated record. NCBI's taxonomy places the organism in Eukaryota, Metazoa, Chordata, Actinopteri, Syngnathiformes, Syngnathidae. The transcript is spliced from 8 exons. Gene Ontology annotation, biological process: cell adhesion. The coding region runs from base 165 to 1160 and encodes 331 amino acids. Gene Ontology annotation, cellular component: membrane.
ACACACAGAAAGAGAGAGAGGAGAAGGGAGCAUAUAAAGAACUGCAGAGAACAAGGCGGACUUUAUCCAGCUUGUCUGUCCCGCUCACCCAGACCUGACAGGAAAGUCCUCUCCAUCUCCUCCUCCCCCCCUUCAGCAGCACGCACUCACAACUCCCUCUGACCAUGUGGCGGAUCCACAGCAUGGCCGUGGCCCUGGCGCUCUGCACGCUGCUGCUGCGCGGUGAUGGUGUGAUGGGCCAAGAUGAUCUGGUUACAGAAGCACCUGCAGAGGAUCCAGCUGAUGAUGGUGGGUGUCCACCUGGUCAAUUUACUGUCUGCCUCGAUGAUCCAGAUUAUGAUGUGACUCCUGCUGUCAUGGACGCCGACUCGCAGCCCGAAAUCACAGAUGCUCCGCAUUCUGGAGCCUCUCCGGUGACCGAUGGAGAUUCUGAUGCACCCGCGGGGAACACUAGUCCUCCGGCGAGCAGCCCAGAUAAGCCCUCGGGGACCACAGCCGGUCCUGGUGCACACGCUGACCAAGGCCCCGUGGUCGUAGAGACGUCCGAUUCUUCCAACAUCAUUAAACCGAAGCCCUCGGUGGAGUGUGUCGGCAAGGAGGAGAUCGAGGAGAGUCGAGCCGUCAAAGCUGUGGUCGCCACUAUUGACUGCGAGUACACCAAGCGGCUCAUUGAGUCCAGCAACGUGCGGUGCCACACUGAUAACUGUCACAUCAAAGUGCACCAGGAGGGAAACAACGUCCAGAUGGUCAGGAAUGAUGCGAGACCACAUACUCUGGUUGAAGCCCUCCAGGGGGAAUGGAAGAAUGAGCUGGGUGUGACGAAUGUGGAGGCGCCCCCGUCUUCGUCCUCGUCAAAUCGUUCCGUAUUCGUGGGGAUCCUGAUCACCGGUCUGCUGGUGGCGGCUGCCAUCGUCGCCGCGUACUGCAAAUGUCAGCGCCGGACUGACAGCAAGGGAGUCAAACUGGCCGAGGAGACUUACCCAGUGGACCUGGAGAACCAGGGCAACACGCUGGUGUCCGUGGCCCCCCUCAACCCCCCCACGGAGGGCCAGGAGAAAACCAACGCCGUGAACGGAGAGUCUCCUGAAGCUGCAAAGAUUGAGGCUCCGCCUCCGACUAACGGUCACUCUGCCGCCAAGACUGCAGACACCGAGCUGUGAAACCCCCCCCCCCCACCCA